AUGACCGCCGCCGGCACCACCCGCGUCUGCCACAACCUCGACUACGCCACUAGCGGCGUGGUCGCUUGUGCAAAGUCCGAGGGCGCGGCGCGCGAAGUGCGGAAGCUGUACGCCGCCCUUGUUUUUGGCCAUCCGGCGUGGGAGGAGCGCAACAUCUCAGCGCGCAUCGCGGUGACGGCCCGCAAGUUCCGUCAGUCCGUCACGAAGGCUUCCUGGGGCAAGGCGCGGCAGUGCGGCCACGACGACGGCGACCGUCGCUGCGCGCGGAAGGCUCGGAAGGAAGCGUCGCUGCUGUGGCUGACGCCGCUCACGGGGCGGCGCCACCAGUUGCGGCUGCACAUGGCGCACAUCGGCCACCCCAUCGUCGGCGACGUCACGUACGGCGCCGACCGGCGCUCCUACCGCAUCCCCGCGUUUUGGCCGGGCGCAGUGGGUGAGCUGCUGGGCAGCGGCAGUCAAGGGGCGCUCAAGGGGAUCCGAGCCGCUGACAGAUGA
This is a messenger RNA of Emiliania huxleyi CCMP1516, 495 nucleotides long. RefSeq lists its product as hypothetical. Gene Ontology annotation, biological process: pseudouridine synthesis. The record is from RefSeq and is a predicted model, not a curated record. NCBI's taxonomy places the organism in Eukaryota, Haptophyta, Isochrysidales, Noelaerhabdaceae. Gene Ontology annotation, molecular function: pseudouridine synthase activity; RNA binding. The coding region runs from base 1 to 495 and encodes 164 amino acids. The transcript is spliced from 5 exons.